This is a messenger RNA of Bactrocera latifrons, 436 nucleotides long. Its product is annotated as outer dense fiber protein 3-like protein 2. The record is from RefSeq and is a predicted model, not a curated record. Bases 133 to 348 code for a protein of 71 amino acids. NCBI's taxonomy places the organism in Eukaryota, Metazoa, Arthropoda, Insecta, Diptera, Tephritidae. The transcript is spliced from 3 exons.
CUUUUCUUAAAACGUCAAUGUUCAAAAUAUAAUUUCAUUCUAAUUUUCGGUGUGCUAACAGCUUAUCAAAUUUCUUCCAAAUUAGUUCUUUUUUUCCUACAUAUAUUUCUUAAAAACAAUCGUUCAAACAACAUGAGUAGGAGACCGUUGGGCCCCGGUCCAGGUGCUUAUAUGCUGCCCUCAAGCUUUGGUUACAGUAACAACGUACCAACUGGUCGACGUUCGCCUGGAUACAGUUUCGGCUUGCGUGGUCCCGAUGACAUUAAGAAAGCUGGACCAGGACCAGGCGCUUAUAAAACAGAUGCAUUGACACGCUAUGGAAAGAGUCGAUAUCUCAAUUACUCAUAGAUGAUUUCAAUGUUGAUAUGCCGUAAACGUUUGAAUGACUAGCCUGAUGCUCUUAAACACGGAUUUCUACUACAAAACAAAAACAAAA